AGAGAGAGAGAGAGAGAGACUGAUGCUCGGUGAGCGCGAGCGCAUCGGGUGCACAUCAACAGGAGACUCGGACAGCGCGCGCACGCACUUCUGCGCACACGCACGCACACACGCAUAUCAUACGCGCGCGCUAGAAAUAAGCAUCAGUGCACUCAGGCAGAAGAAGAAGAAGGAGGAGGAGGAGGAGAAGGACGGAGAAGACCUCAAACUAAUUUCUUCACGCAGAGGAUUCAUCCAAGAAGCGCACGCGGCCACGCAAGAAGAUCCGCGAGAAGUUCCCUUGUGUCCGUCAGUGCGCCCCGGAGGUCACCGCCAUCUCCUGGUUCCGAGCGGUUCCAAAAUGAUGCUGGUCAUCCUGCUCCUGCUUGGGCUCACGGUUCACGGGGCCCUUACUGUGUUUUCCCAGCAACCCCAAGAUUUGGUGGUAGUUGCUGGCCAACCGGUUACUCUUCCGUGCUCCAUUCCUGGUUACCAUGGUGUUGUGCUGUGGAUCAAAGAUGGCCUGGCUUUGGGUGUUGGCCGAGACCUAUCAGGAUAUCCUCGCUACACUGUAAUUGGAGAUCACAGUUCAGGGGAACACCACCUGAGGAUCCAGAGAGUCGAGCUAGCGGAUGAUGCUGUAUUCGAAUGCCAGGCCAUCCAGGCUGCCAUGAGAUCUCGGCCUGCUCGACUCACGGUUCUAGUUCCACCAGAUAACCCAGUUAUUGAUGGAGGCCCCGUGGUGAGCCUGAGAGCAGGAGACCCACUCAACCUGACGUGUCACGCUGACAAUGCCAAGCCUGCUGCCUCUAUCAUCUGGUUGCGAAAUGGGGAGGUGCUAAAUGGAGCCAUGUACUCUAAGACUCUUCUUCGAGAUGGAAGGAAGGAGAGUACCGUCAGCACUCUGUACAUUUCACCACCUAACAUCGAGACAGGACAGACGAUCAUCUGCCGUGCGUCAAACAAAGCUGUCCCCAAUGGCAAGGAGAGCAGCGUCACCAUCGACAUCCAGCACUUACCACUGGUGAACCUCUCAGUUGAACCUCAGCCAGUGUUGGAAGGAAACCUGGUGAAGUUCCACUGCUCUGCUAAAGCCAAUCCACCAGUCACUCAGUUCAGGUGGGCCAAAGGUGGUCAUGUGAUCAAAGAAGUAUCCGGAGACACCUAUGAAGUCGUAGUGGACCACACCUUCUUCACAGAUGCCGUUUCCUGUGAGGUCACCAACCCUUUAGGAAGUACAAACAUCAGCCGCAACGUGGACGUCUACUUUGGACCUCGUAUGGCUGCUGAGCCGCAGUCCCUGCAGGUGGACCUGGGAUCGGAUGCGGUGUUUAAUUGCGCAUGGACGGGAAACCCAUCUCUCACAAUUGUGUGGAUGAAAAGAGGGUCUGGAGUGGUGCUGAGCAAUGAGAACAUCCUGACUUUAAAAUCAGUGAGGCAGGAGGAUGCUGGCAAAUACGUGUGUCGUGCUGUGGUGCCUCGAGUCGGGGCUGGAGAGAAGGAGGUCGCGCUUACAGUGAACGGGCCUCCAACCAUCUCCAGCACCCAAACACACCAGGCUCCUCAUGGAGAGAAGGGCCAGAUCAAGUGCUUCAUCCGGAGCACUCCUCCUCCCGACCGCAUUGCCUGGUCCUGGAAGGAGACAGUCCUUGAGUCGGGCACGUCCGGGCGCUACACUGUCGAGACGGUGAGCACUGAGGACGGCGUCCUUUCCACCUUGACAAUGAGCAACAUUGUUCCCGCUGACUUCCAGACCAUCUAUAACUGCACGGCUUGGAACAGCUUUGGCUCCGACACUGAAAUCAUUCGCCUCAAGGAACAAGGUGGGAUCCAAGGCGGCUAUCAUUUGUUGUCCGCAGAAUCUCUGCCCGUAGCCGUGAUUAUCGGCGUGGCGGUGGGAGCCUUCGUCGCCUUCAUCGUCCUCAUCGGAACCAUCGGGGCCUUCUGCUGCACGCGCUCUCAGAGAAAAGACGCUCACCUGGUUAUGCCCUCCCUCCCUGCGUCGAUCUGUGCUCAGCAGAGAGAACUUUCAAGCAAAAUUAAGACAGAAAACCUCAAAGGCGUCGUCUCGACGAAGAACGACAUCCGUGUGGAGAUUGUGCACAAAGACCACAAUGCCGCACGAGAAAAUGAGGACCAUGCCGCCAUGAAGCAGCUCAUGAUUGAACGGGGAGAAUUCCAGCAGGAGUCCGUUCUCAAGCAGCUUGAGGUUCUGCAGGAGGAGGAAAAAGAAUACCAGCACAUCAAGGAUCCCACCAACGGCUACUACAGCGUGAACACCUUCAAGGAGCACCACGGGACCCCCACCAUCACGCUGGCUAGCACCCAUAACUCCACUGAACUGCGGCGUGAAACCUCCACUGCCAAGCAGCGGGUACCAACAGGCAUGUCCUUCACCAAUAUCUACUCAACCAUCGGUGGUGCACCCAAUCCUCGUUUGUACGAAUACGGUGGGCGCUUCGUCCUUGGCACAGGCAGCAGCUCCAUCGAGCUGUGCGAGCGCGAGCUGCAGCAGCGUGCCUCCCUCAGCGACUCGGGUUCCUUCAUGGACACGCAGUGCGAGAGCAGCGCCAGCAGCUACGCGCACUUUGACAAGGACAGCAAGGCGUCUGCGUCGUCCUCGUCACACCACUCGCACUCGUCCUCGCAGAACUCGGACUUGACUCGACCCCUGCAGAAGCGCAUGCAGACUCAUGUGUGAUGACGUCUGCUAACCAUGUCAGGAAGCAGAUCAAGCACACAAGCUUUCCUUUUCUUAUUCUUUUUUUUCUCUCAGUAAUGUCAUCAUGAAAACCUCUUAUAGCGCAGCUUUGGAGGCACACUUUUGAAUAUAGAUAAGUCCGAUUGCCUGAACUGAAAAGCAGCGCCUCAGUGUAGUACUAGUGAGAAAUGUCUCUGCUACUGUACAGAAUGCCCCCAAACAAGAUGAAACUCUUCUGACAAGAAAAUGACAAAACACAUGCUAUUGUGUGGACAAGCAGCUCAUAAAAGAAUAGAGGCCAACAGAACAUGAACAAACUCUACAUUUUCUGUCGACACCUCCAGUCCAUGAUGCCUUUGGCAGCAUCAGAAAGACAAAAUCCUGAUUCUCUUGCUUCUCUUGCUCUCUUGUACAGUAGUCCUGUCUAAGUGAGUGUGUAUUAUUUGACAGUAACUCUUAACUCUUUUUUUUUCCUUCCUUUCCACACAGCUAUGACUUACUUCUUACUUCUGUGUGGAUGGAAACUUAUAAAAAAAAAAAACAAAACAAAAAAAAAAAACAGAUUGCCAACAGACUUAAUCACUGUCCGUCAAUAGUCUCCAGUCCUCCUGGAUCCCAGAGAUAAACCUAUAGCUCUUGGCGAUUCUACGAAUAUCUGUAGAUUAUUACAUUAUUUUUUCUUUUAUUUCCUUGCUGUCUAAUCUGAUCACAUCCUUUCUUCUCUCUUGCGUGAUUGUUGACUUUGCUGACCUUCACAUGGACUUACUGAACAAACUGCUGAUUUGACCUUUUCUAUCUACGAUGAUUUGGAUGUUUUGGCCAUAAAACGGGAAAGAAUGCGAAUGUUUAAUGGAAGAAUGUUUAGACAGUGUGUGAUUCAGUUCGUGUGAAAACCCUGUACAACCCAGUGACACGAUUUCUAUUACGAUAUACGCGAAUUACCUUUUCUGUGGCUUUUGAAGUCUUAGUAUAUAGUCACAUUGUUUACACUGGAACUGUGAUAGACUGGAACAGAUUCAUUUCUUGAAGACCGGACAGAGGGGAAAAAGCGUUCCAUCUUGCUCUCUGCAGCUUUCAGACUGCACUGCAGUACACCUGCUCACUGUUUUAAGUGAACUGUCUGCACACUUCGAUGUACCACUGAGACUCUGAUUUCAUGCUAAAUUAGUUUGUACGAUGUUUGCUCUUUUCUUUGUUUUUGUUGUUUGUUUUUUUUUCUUUCAGUCGAGAGCACUUACAGUUUCUACUAAUUACACACAAGCACCUGUACAGAUACACUGUACAUGAAAAAAGAGGCAAAAGCAGAACAGGAAGUGGUAAAAAAAAAAAAAAAAAAAAAGAUGCGCGGUGCAUGAUGCAUGCCAGGGGCAAGCAGGUGCUGUUUGGUACGAUUCCAACCUCAUCUACAUGAAAUAUAUGUAUAACAUGCACCGUUUUGCCUGCAAGGCUUCAAAUUGAAGAAUUUUCUGUUAAGAACUCCAAAUAAGGAUAACAUGGGUCAAGUUUUUCAUAUUUGUCAGCUGGCUCAAGUUCGUACAGUGAGAUUAAACUUGACAUAAAGCUAGGGGAGUGAACAACUAGUCCACAUUUUUAAAAGUAAAAAAAAAAAAAGAACGUCACUUCAGGAUAUCACUAAUUUAGGUGAUAAAGCAGUUAAUUGCUGAUUUACUCCAUUCCAUUCCGAAGAAUGCAUUAAACUGCACUUGAAACACGUGGCCACAAUUAAAAUCUGGCAAUAAAUGGCAUUUCCAAAGACAUACUCAUUUAUUUAAAAUGCAUUCAUAUAGAAAGAUGAGUGUCUCAGAGGAAAGGGUUGAUUUUAAAACUGAGAAUGCAACCGGAUAACUGGAAGUUUAUGUCCAUCAAAACUACCCCCGGGAUGUGAUGCCAAGAGCAGCCACUGGGAGGAUAUUUCAAGCGGAUGUUGGGGAGUUAAACAAUCAUGUGCAACUUUGACCCUAAUAGCACUUGAAUGGAAUUCUGGAUCAGCUUCCAAGAGUCCCAUUGGAUAGUGAUUUGCACCAUGAAAUACUGAGAACUUCCCCUUAAAACCCUGGUCAUGGGGGUAUUAAUUAUGCCACAGUAAUGAAAAAAAUAUGUAAUGUCAUAAACAAUGUGCUCUUGAAUCUGAGAAAUGGUUUCAUUAAAAGUAUAUUAACAUUUCAUCUAGUUGAUUAACUAGUUGGCAUGGUGUACAAGUUAAAGACCUCCAACAAUAGCAGCUAAUGCAUUAAAUAUACACAUCAACAAGUCAGAAAGAAUA
Messenger RNA from Silurus meridionalis, 4943 nucleotides. RefSeq names its product kirre like nephrin family adhesion molecule 3b (gene kirrel3b). Gene Ontology annotation, cellular component: cell-cell junction. Gene Ontology annotation, molecular function: cell adhesion molecule binding. The coding region runs from base 23 to 2680 and encodes 885 amino acids. Gene Ontology annotation, biological process: cell-cell adhesion; synapse assembly. The transcript has 16 exons. Lineage: Eukaryota; Metazoa; Chordata; Actinopteri; Siluriformes; Siluridae. The record is from RefSeq and is a predicted model, not a curated record.